Molecule: messenger RNA, 1508 nt
Organism: Canis lupus familiaris (dog)
Lineage: Eukaryota; Metazoa; Chordata; Mammalia; Carnivora; Canidae
Gene: TPPP2
Product: tubulin polymerization promoting protein family member 2
Exons: 6
Coding region: 517-1185 (222 amino acids)
Biological process (GO): microtubule bundle formation; microtubule polymerization; positive regulation of protein polymerization
Cellular component (GO): microtubule
Molecular function (GO): tubulin binding
Source: RefSeq, a predicted model, not a curated record
GGUUGGGAAGAGGCACAGAGAGAGAGAAUCUUGAGCUACGGCAGCCUCCAUCCCACAACCCUGAGACCAGGACCUGAGCUGAAAUCAAGAGUUGGACACUUAACCUACUGAGCCCCCUGGUCACCCCUAGAAGAGAGAUCCUUUAGAAGCCAGAGAAACCCACUAGCUGCGAGAUGACGAGGGCUUGAUUAAGCAUGAGAGCAAUCGGAAUGGAAAGAAAGGAUUUGUUGCACAAGGAAGUGACAGGAAGGGAAGGGAAGGGAAGUCAUCAAUCUGGUUGCUUAGAGUCCCUGAAGUUCAUCCAUCUAUAUGGCUUCUGGCCAGAAAAAGCCUAAGAGAAAUGCUGAGGAACAUCCCUGAUCUGCACAGAAACUUAUCUGGAAGAUCUUCAGAGUCUGAGACUCACCCACCCUGGCUUUGUUCACCUCGACCCAUCCAGAUCGGUUAUACUCCAAGGCCUAUGCUCUUGCCGUGUUGAGCCCAACAUUGGAAGCCAUUUAAAGAUCUGAGUUGAUCAUGGCAUCAGAAGCAGGGAAAACGUUCCAGCGGUUUGCUGUCUUCGGAGAAUCCUCGAGCAGCGGCACUGAAAUGAACAACAAAAACUUCUCCAAGCUCUGCAGGGACUGUGGCAUCAUGGACGGCAAGACGGUCACCUCCACUGAUGUGGACAUCGUAUUCAGCAAAGUCAAGGCCAAGAAUGCCCGAACCAUCACAUUUCAGCAGUUCCAGGAGGCCAUGAAAGAACUGGGCCAGAAGCGAUUCAAGGACAAGAAGCCAGAUGAAGCUCUGGAGAACAUUUAUAAGCUCAUGGAGGGCAAGGAUCCAGCUACCACUGGUGUUACCAAAGCAACAACAGUGGGGGGGGUGAGCCGGCUGACAGACACCAGCAAGUACACGGGCAGCCACAAGGAGCGUUUCGACGAGAGUGGCAAGGGCAAAGGCAUCGCAGGCCGGGAAGAGGCGACCGACAACUCAGGCUAUGCAACGCUCCCCCUCCCCCGGAUGGCGAGCAGGAAAAGCAUUGUCAUGUUUCUGAGGAACGAAGUGCUGCUUAGUCCUGACCCUCGGAGAACAGAGGGCCUGCCACCCGGCCCCUCAGCCCCAGCGGGAAUCCGAGAGCUCAGCUGUCCAGUACCAUCUGGAAAGCACUCUGACGAAUGGUGGGGGCGAUGUAAAGGUAAAUAAAAGAGCUCGAGCCUAGACUACAGGUGUGAUUUGCCAGGAAAGACACACACAGAAGCACGUUACCAAAACCUGAGCAGAGGACCAGGAAGGCUGCUGAGUGUGCCACCGGCCUGGGGUUCUGCACUGCAAUUCUAGUGGCUCGGUCUUUAAAAUCCUAUCUCCGAGGUACUGAUCCGUAGCAUUGCUUCUUCUGUGCUGACCCCCUUGUCAUGGUUUUGUCUGCUCUCGAAACCUGAGAUUUUUUGGAAUUUGUUGCCUCAUUACACUGGGCUUUACACACAUGAGAAUUACCCUAGAGAUGAAUAAACUAAGUUGGAGAGAGA